AUGACCCGGAAACACAACUUUGGUCUUGAGCAGCCCUGGGCUUCCCAGAUCGCUGCCCAGCUCCCCGAAUUCUCCCCUUACGGUCUACCAGCCCCUGGUGCAGCUCCAGCUCCAGCUCCCCAAGCUUCCAAAGCAGUUGCAGCCGACGCUCAAGUUAACCCCGGUGCCUACUCGAAGCCAUACUGCGAGUUUAUGACCUCCAACCCGACCAUUUUUCACGCCGUUGACUCUUUCUCGAAAGAACUCGAACAACACGGCUACAAGCAGCUCAGCGAACGUGCGGUGUGGACGUCAGACCUAAAGCGGGGCGGCAAGUUCUACGUCACCCGUAACGCCAGCUCCAUUAUCUCUUUCAACAUUGGUAAAGACUAUAAGAGUGGUAAUGGCUUGGCCAUCGUCGCUGGCCAUGUGGAUGCCCUCACCGCUAAGCUGAAGCCCGUCUCGCAGCUCCCAGUCAAGGCUGGCUUCCAGCAGCUCGGUGUUGCCCCGUAUGCCGGUGGACUGGGAACCACUUGGUGGGACCGUGACCUCGGUAUUGGUGGUCGGGUCUUGGUUAAGGAUGCAAAUACCGGAAAGAUCGAGACCAAGCUGGUGAAGCUUGACUGGCCCAUCGCUCGUAUUCCUACACUUGCUCCUCACUUCGGAGCACCUGCGAAUGGCCCCUUCAACGCAGAAACCCAGAUGGUCCCUAUUACUGGCGUUGAUAACUCUGAUCUAUUUGAAAAGUCUGCGACCAACUCAAUUGGUAUUAAGGCCGGAACCUUUGCUGCCACCCAGCCGGAGAAGCUGGUUAAGAUUAUUUCCAAGGAGAUUGGUGUCACAGAUUAUAGCUCUAUUCUUGAGUGGGAGCUUGAACUUUUUGAUAUUCAGGCUGCUCAGCUGGGUGGUUUGGAAAAGGACUUGAUCUUUGCUGGUCGUAUUGAUGACAAGCUCUGCUGCUACGCCGCUCAUCAUGGCCUGCUAGCGUCCGAUGACAACAAGUCAACUGGUAUCGUGAAGAUGGUUGGCAUGUUCGAUGAUGAAGAGAUUGGAAGCCAAUUGCGCCAAGGCGCUCAGUCGAAUUUCAUGAGCAGCGUCAUUGAGAGAAUCACAGAGGCCUUCGCGACUGAAAAAUAUGGUCCCAACCUCCUCUCCCAAACUGUUGCUAACAGCUUCCUGGUCUCAUCUGAUGUCAUCCAUGCCGUCAACCCGAACUUCCUCAACGUAUACCUGGAGAACCACUCCCCACGUCUUAACGUUGGUGUUGCCGUCUCGUGUGAUUCCAAUGGACACAUGACGACCGAUAGUGUCAGCCAGGGCAUCCUGAAAGAGAUUGCAUCUCGGUGUGACUCCAAACUGCAGGUCUUCCAGAUUAGGAACGACUCUCGUAGCGGUGGCACUAUUGGCCCAAUGACAAGUGCGCGUAUUGGUAUGCGUGCUAUUGAUUGCGGUAUCCCGCAGCUUAGCAUGCACAGUAUUCGUGCUACAACUGGCAGUGAAGAUCCUGGACUGGGCGUGAAAUUAUUCAAGGGUGUCUUCGACUUCUAUGAGGACGUCGAUAAGCAAUUUGCUUCUUUCUAA
Messenger RNA from Penicillium angulare, 1560 nucleotides. RefSeq names its product M18 family aminopeptidase. Gene Ontology annotation, cellular component: fungal-type vacuole. The transcript has a single exon. Gene Ontology annotation, molecular function: metalloaminopeptidase activity; zinc ion binding. The record is from RefSeq and is a predicted model, not a curated record. Gene Ontology annotation, biological process: proteolysis. NCBI's taxonomy places the organism in Eukaryota, Fungi, Ascomycota, Eurotiomycetes, Eurotiales, Aspergillaceae. Bases 1 to 1560 code for a protein of 519 amino acids.